Messenger RNA from Rosa rugosa (rugosa rose), 1108 nucleotides. RefSeq names its product probable E3 ubiquitin-protein ligase RHY1A. The transcript has 3 exons. Bases 164 to 973 code for a protein of 269 amino acids. The record is from RefSeq and is a predicted model, not a curated record. NCBI's taxonomy places the organism in Eukaryota, Viridiplantae, Streptophyta, Magnoliopsida, Rosales, Rosaceae.
ACGUUGAAUCCUCUGUUUUGGUUUCUUCUUCUGAAGGUAGUUCUUCUUCUUCUUCUGUUUCAUUUCCUCGCUUUUUCUGCGUCAAAUCCAAAACAGAGGGGACUAUAAAUUCUUCCGAAUCAGAAUCGUUUAGACGCGUAAAGGGUUUUGUUGUGAGUGUUGCAUGACGAGCGCAUCGGAGCUUUUCUACAACCGCAGGUCUCGCUACAACAACAGCCGAGCCACCCACCACGAUCUCGGCUUCGACUCCCUCUGUCCGCCCGACCGGAUUUACAAUCCUCGCCGUCACCACAACCACCAUGAAUCCGACGGCUGUGAUCUCCUCCGCCGCACCCCCUCCCGGCAUCUCCGCCACCGCGCCUCCCUCACGGAGCGUGGAGCUGGAAUUGGGCCGGAGCAAUCGGGUACGGGUAAUCGGGUUGGACCCAGAGUGAGUGGGAAUGAGAGGCUGCCUGGUGCUGUUGUGCUGGCUAGGGAGAGGCUACUUGAGAGGUUGAGAGGAAUGCCUCCAUCGGAAACCAGGCGACGCAGGGCAUUGCAUAUAUACAGGAGUGGUCUACUUGGUGAUGAUUUGGCUCCUGUUGAUGAAAGGGAUUGGAGUACUGAAACCUGGCCAGGUCGGUCAGCCAGUGUUUCCCAAUCCAGUGACUUGAGUUCCCAAAUUGAAAGGAUGCAUCUCUUGCAAGAAGCAAACAAGAAGCCUCCAGGUCUUACUCAAGAGGUCCUUGAUUGCUUGAGUGUUGAGCUUUUCAGCAACACAGAAUUGGGUGUUGACGGGUUGGUAUCAAAAGCAUCACGAGAUUGUAGUAUAUGCCUGGAGAGUUUCAUGGAUGGGGAAGAGCUUAUAUGCUUGCCCUGCGCACAUAGAUUCCACACUACCUGCUUGGGACCCUGGGUUCGGAUACGAGGAGACUGCCCGUAUUGUCGGAGAGCUAUAAUUGUAGAUAGUGACAUGUCCAAAAGGACUAUGUAGUUUCUGUUGACAUGUUUUCAUAUUUGGGUUGUCUUGUUGUAGGAAAGUUUUGGAACUUGACUGCUAAAUCAUGUAGGUGAGAUACUUCUCAGCUAGAUGCAAUGCAUCAAUGUUAAUUAUGUUUUGGUUUGUGUA